Messenger RNA from Syzygium oleosum, 1334 nucleotides. RefSeq lists its product as uncharacterized. Lineage: Eukaryota; Viridiplantae; Streptophyta; Magnoliopsida; Myrtales; Myrtaceae. The record is from RefSeq and is a predicted model, not a curated record. Gene Ontology annotation, biological process: translation. The coding region runs from base 167 to 487 and encodes 106 amino acids. Gene Ontology annotation, molecular function: structural constituent of ribosome. Gene Ontology annotation, cellular component: mitochondrion; large ribosomal subunit. The transcript is spliced from 3 exons.
GGCUUCUGGUUGGGUUUCCUUGUGUCUCAAGGCCCAACCACAAAAGCAGAAGCUUCCCCUCCCAAAUUCUAGUGCGCCUCGGUCGCCUUCCCAGUUUCAACUCUCCGGUGGCGCUGCUCUACUUGCCUUGCGGUGACCGUGGAGUGUUGCUGAGAAAGGGAAAAGCAUGAACGCCUUCAAAGCUUACAAGGCUUGUGUGCCGAUUGCAUGGAGCCCCAACUUGUACAUAACCCUGGUUAGGGGCAUUCCUGGAACCAGAAGACUUCACAGGCGUACAUUGGAGGCAUUGCGGCUUCGCAAGUGUAACCGAACUGUUAUGAGAUGGAACACCCCUACUGUUAGGGGAAUGUUGCAACAAGUAAAGAGGCUGAUCGUGGUUGAAACAGAAGAGAUGUUCAAAGCCCGCAAAGAGAAGGAAGCAAACCACCGAGCUUUACGUCCGCCUUUGGUCAUAAGCCAUCUGCCUGCCCCAGAUUGCAGUUCUUAAAAGCAAACUUUGUCCUCUUAGGUCAGAUCCUUCUCCAGUGUUCUUUUAUCAGACAAUACAGUUUCUAGAUGUGUCAUUGGAAAGAAAUCCAUUGGUUGUAAGAGUUCCAUCAUGAUUGAGUGGUUUAUUCGAAGAUAUAUUUUGCUAUGACUUAAUUAAACAAUCAAUUGCUACAUAAUUUGAUGGAAGUGAAAUAAAGGACAGAGUUCAUAAUCUGGGUCCAUGAAAUCAUACUAUCGGCCUCUGGACAGUCGAAAAAAGGAAAGGCAGCAGAAAGCGCUGAUAAGUAUUUCAAUGGGUGAUUGCACUUAACAUUCUCUAGAUAUGUCGUUGCUGAGUUGGUGAAUUUCCACCUUUUUACUUGGAAGGGUACAGACUGAAGUUUGAUUUAGUUUUGUUUGCAGAAUCUGUUGCUUUGAGAAUUCGGAGCGUCCUCAUCUAAGGACGAUCCGAAUUCGCUCAAUCCAUCUUUAUUAUUGUUGCUUUAGCUUAUUUACUUCUGAAAAGCCUGAGAUCCUUCUGAUUUACAUAUGUUCUUCGUUCACCCAUAGUCAUCUGAGUCUCAUCAUGAGUUCAUUGGCAAAGGUGCUUGUGGCUUAUUAGUCUGCAAUUACCAAUUAAGCAACACUUCUUUACUUCCACUUCAUACGAAUCGAUGUUUCUUCUCAAGGAGGGAGUUUUUUUCAGAGUAUACUCCAUGUUGAAUAUUGAAAUAUCCUUCGAGAGAAUGAUCUAUAGCGUGAGAAACUGUAAUUUGAGAUCUAACCAAGACGGUAUUGGGCACAGUAUUUGUAUUAAGACAAUGCUUCACUUUAUAUUAUGCUUCUGAGGAUUACAUUCUGAUCUA